AUGUCUCUUCCCCGAUCUAACUAUGACCCUCGUAGGGUCUGCCUCAACCCGUUCCCCGCGCUCAACCUCGGGAAGCACAGGCGAACCAUCGGCAUAUAUCUCGCGGGCGGCCUGUUCGCGCUAGCGAACUGGACGUUCCUUGAUGCCGCAGUGCUCUCGGCGCAUGCACACCCGCCGUAUGACGACCCACAGAUACCACCGCCGGUGCACGUCACCUUCGUCGACUGGGUGCCUGGCAUCUGCUCCCUCCUCGGCAUGCUCAUCAUCAAUCUCAUCGACAAGGACCGCGUGCGUGGUGAAGGAGGGCUCGGUGAUGGCGAUGCGCACGCGGUGUGGCGCGCACGGCUGAUUUUGUUCAUCGGGUUCGCGUUCAUGGCUGGAGGUCUGGCUGGGAGCGUCACGGUUCAUAUCCUGAAAUACGUCAUGCCUGAUUAUCCGGAACAGUUCUUGUACUACGGCUACGCCAACAUCUCCCAGAAUGUCGCACUUAUGCUCUCCGCUAUCGCUCUCUGGAUUUCACAAAGCGUCAGCAGCGAGUACGAGUACAGUCUUGCUAUCUAG
Molecule: messenger RNA, 561 nt
Organism: Sparassis crispa
Lineage: Eukaryota; Fungi; Basidiomycota; Agaricomycetes; Polyporales; Sparassidaceae
Product: UPF0220 protein
Exons: 3
Coding region: 1-561 (186 amino acids)
Biological process (GO): protein targeting to vacuole; late endosome to vacuole transport via multivesicular body sorting pathway
Cellular component (GO): Vps55/Vps68 complex; fungal-type vacuole membrane
Source: RefSeq, a predicted model, not a curated record